AUGGAGGGUCAAGAUAAUGGAGAUGAGCUCUAUCCCAUCGCCGUGCUGAUCGACGAACUCAAGCACGACGAUGUUCUUCUCCGACUCAACGCUAUCCACAGACUUUCUACCAUUGCACUUGCUCUCGGCCCUGAGCGAACACGAGACGAACUGAUACCCUUUUUGGACGACUCCGUGGAAGAUGAAGACGAAGUCCUCACUGCACUCGCUGAAGAACUAGGAAACUUCAUCGAGUACGUCGGAGGCCCCGAAUAUGGUCACGUGCUCCUUGCGCCGCUGGAGAAUCUGGCUGCAAUCGAGGAGCCUUUGGUGCGGGAUAAGGCCGUUGAAUCUCUGAAUAAGAUCUGCAAUGAGCUAUCAGAGCGGCAAGUUGAAGAGUACUUCAUUCCCCUCACGAUUCGCCUGUCGAAGGCCGACUGGUUCACCUCCAAAAUAUCCGCAACCGGCUUGUACACAACUCCCUACCGAAAAGCGUCCCAAUCCUCCCAGCAAGUCCUUCGGACUCAAUUUGGCCAUCUUGUUCACGAUGAGACACCCAUGGUACGACGACAAGCCGCAAACAACCUGGCCAAGUUUGUGAAAGAAGUCCCAGUUUCAGUUGUGAUCGAUGAGAUGAUUCCUCUAUUUCAACAUCUGGCCGGUGAUGAUCAAGAUAGUGUCCGAUUGCUCACGGUUGAAGUCCUCAUCUCUAUUGCAGAAGUCAUUCCCAAGGAACAGCAACCGAGCCAUGGCGUUCUCUUGACCGCGUUGAGGAGCCUAUUCGAGGACAAGAGCUGGAGGGUACGAUACAUGGUGGCAGAGAAAUUCGAAAAGAUAGCGAAAGCUGUCAAUGAAGAGGUUGUCACCCGAGACCUGGUCCCAGCAUUCGUCAAGCUGCUGAAGGAUAGUGAAGCCGAAGUCAGAACGGCCAUCGCAAGCCAAAUUCCGGGCUUCUGUGGUCUGCUUGACCGAGAAACCCUCCUCAACGAAAUCAUGACAUCAAUCGAAGACCUUGUCUCUGACCCCAAUCAACACGUUCGAGCCGCCCUUGGAACCCAACUCAGCGGACUGGCCCCAAUUCUGGGUAAAGAAGAGACCAUCUCUCAUCUCCUCCCCAUGUUUCUCCAAAUGCUCAAGGACGAGUUUCCUGACGUGAGACUGCACAUCAUCUCCAAACUUGAGCUCGUCAACAACGUUAUCGGCAUUGACUUGCUUUCUCAAUCGCUCCUGCCAGCUAUCGUUCAGCUUGCGGAAGACAAGCAAUGGCGUGUGCGCCUUGCCAUCAUUGAGUACAUCCCCUUGCUGGCAAAGCAACUGGGCAUGAAGUUCUUCGACGAUCAAUUGAGUUCGCUGUGCAUGGGCUGGUUGGGCGACACGGUGUUUUCCAUUCGUGACGCUGCAACGCAGAACCUGAAGAAGCUCACAGAAGUGUUUGGCGUGGAAUGGGCAAAUCGAUCCAUCAUUCCCAAGGUCACAGCCAUGAGUCAACAACCGAAUUAUCUUUACAGGAUGACGACAUGCUUUGCCAUCACGACCCUCGCACCAGUGAUAACCCUCGACAUCAUAGCUGAUAGCGUCCUCCCCAUGAUGGACCGUCUCGUCUCCGACCCAAUACCAAACAUUCGCUUCAACGUUGCCAAAUCCUACGCCGUUCUUAUCGACACGCUCCGCCGCCUACCCGCUGAAGGAACACUACAACAACUCGAACAACAAUCGAAUUCAUCAGCGCAGCCGAGUCCCCGAGGGCAAGAGCUGAUUGGGCAGAUCAUGUCAAAUUUGGAGAAACUACAGCACGACGAAGAUGUGGACGUGAGGUAUUUCGCAACUGUAGCGGCGGGCGGAACGGCCAACGUAUAUGCGCAGCAGUCAGGGGAGAGGAUGGAUACCGGACAGUAG
Messenger RNA from Cladophialophora psammophila CBS 110553, 1875 nucleotides. RefSeq names its product protein phosphatase 2 (formerly 2A), regulatory subunit A. Bases 1 to 1875 code for a protein of 624 amino acids. Lineage: Eukaryota; Fungi; Ascomycota; Eurotiomycetes; Chaetothyriales; Herpotrichiellaceae. Gene Ontology annotation, biological process: protein dephosphorylation. Gene Ontology annotation, cellular component: cytoplasm; protein phosphatase type 2A complex. The transcript is spliced from 5 exons. Gene Ontology annotation, molecular function: protein phosphatase regulator activity. The record is from RefSeq and is a predicted model, not a curated record.